UCCAAUUAUAUCUUUUUCUUAGGAAAAUCCUUACUUCGCAGGGAAAAAGAGUGAAGGAUGCAGAGGUUAUGUUCAGCCAGAUCUCUCUGUGCUUCGGUUUUGAAGAAGGAGAUACAUCGUGCUUCUUUCUCCACUUCGUUACUCUUCGAUGAUACUCAGUUGCAGUUUAAAGAAAGUAUUACGCAAUUUGCACAAGAAAACAUUGCCCCUUAUGCAUCGAAGAUAGACCAAACAAAUUCUUUCCCCAAGGAGGUUAACUUAUGGAAACUCAUGGGGGAUUUUAAUCUUCAUGGAAUAACUGCACCAGAGGAAUAUGGAGGACUUGGUCUUGGUUACUUAUAUCACUGUAUAGCAAUGGAAGAAAUUAGCCGUGCUUCAGGGUCUGUUGCUCUCUCGUAUGGUGCUCAUUCGAAUCUGUGCAUCAAUCAGUUGGUGAGGAAUGGAAGCCCAGCACAGAAAUCAAAGUACUUGCCAAAGCUUAUCAGUGGGGAACAUGUAGGAGCUCUUGCAAUGAGCGAACCAAAUGCUGGUUCUGAUGUUGUUAGCAUGAAAUGUAAAGCUGAUCGUGUUGAUGGGGGUUAUGUUCUAAAUGGGAACAAGAUGUGGUGCACUAAUGGUCCAGUUGCUCAGACACUGGUUGUUUAUGCAAAGACAGAUAUCAGUGCUGGCUCAAAAGGAAUUACAGCAUUCAUCAUUGAGAAGGGGAUGCCUGGAUUCAGCACUGCUCAGAAACUAGACAAACUCGGGAUGCGAGGAAGUGAUACAUGUGAGCUUGUCUUUGAGAACUGCUUUGUUCCAGAAGAAAAUGUCCUAGGGACAGAAGGAAAAGGAGUUUAUGUAAUGAUGUCAGGCCUAGAUUUGGAGCGACUUGUUUUAGCUGCUGGACCCCUUGGUAUAAUGCAGGCAUGUCUUGAUGUUGUUCUUCCUUAUGUCAAAGAGCGAGUACAGUUUGGUCGUCCUAUUGGUGAAUUUCAGUUUAUACAGGGGAAAGUUGCAGACAUGUAUACUUCCCUACAAUCAUCAAGGUCGUAUGUGUAUUCAGUUGCAAGGGACUGCGACAAUGGGAAAACUGAUCCUAAGGACACUGCUGGAGUUAUACUUUGUGCAGCUGAAAGAGCCACUCAAGUUGCUCUGCAGGCUAUACAAUGCUUAGGUGGUAAUGGAUACGUGAACGAGUACCCAACAGGCCGUCUUCUCCGUGAUGCCAAACUAUAUGAAAUUGGGGCAGGCACCAGUGAGAUUAGAAGAAUGAUAAUUGGUCGUGAGCUCUUUAAGCAACAUUGAGAGAGGUUUGAAGCAUCCUCAUUUUCAUACUUGUAUCAUUUACCUUCCAAUAAUAUUACUCCGAGAUGUAAAAAUCUCAGUCCAUUGAAGAAAAGACACUCUUAAUUUCAGAAAAAUAAAUUCUCACCUUAUGAUGGCAAGGUUAUACUCAAAUUU
Molecule: messenger RNA, 1440 nt
Organism: Rubroshorea leprosula
Lineage: Eukaryota; Viridiplantae; Streptophyta; Magnoliopsida; Malvales; Dipterocarpaceae
Source: the annotation of a GenBank genome assembly